AUGGUCAUUCUUUACACUUGCGUUAUUAUGGAUAGAAAGAUCAUGGCAGAAUAUCCAACCGGAAAGAAGGAUAUGAUGCAAUUGAUCAACAAUUUAUUAGAAUACAUUCCUAAUCGUGAACACAAAAAAUCGUUGAAUUACGAAAGUAAAAAUCUACGUAUUCACUAUGAAUGUAUGGAUGAGGAUGAAAAGGAACCAACACAUCGAUACUUUACAAUCAUUUCAGUAACUGAUGAAAUGACACCGUACAGAGUUGUGUUUGGAUUGAAGAGUGGAUUUUUCAAAGAUUUACAAAAGGAAGUUCGUUCAAAAUACACUAAAGGAGCAAGAAAUCAAAAGAACUCUCAAUUGAGAUCUUUUAUUCAACAGAAAAUGACUGAAUGGAAUGAUCCAAACAAAGAUAAAUUGACUCAUUUGGGAUAUGAAAUCUCAAAGAAUAAGAGCAAGAUGAUUGAAAAUAUUGACAAAAUUUUACAAAAUCACGAAAGAAUGGAUUCUUUAAUGGACAGAACAGCUCUUUUGGUCGACAAUUCAGACCACUUCCAAAAGCAAGCUAAAAAAUUGAAAUCUGUCGUUUGUUGGAAUAAUUGUAAAUUGCUCAUUAUUCUAAUUGGUGUUCUUGCAGUUAUUGCAUUCAUUGGUAUUUGGUUAGGUUGUGGUUUCCCAGAUUUCAAACGUUGUGCAGUUGGUGAUACCAACACUGAUAGUACUGUUAUUUAA
Molecule: messenger RNA, 720 nt
Organism: Naegleria gruberi
Lineage: Eukaryota; Heterolobosea; Eutetramitea; Acrasida; Naegleriidae
Exons: 5
Coding region: 1-720 (239 amino acids)
Biological process (GO): vesicle-mediated transport
Cellular component (GO): membrane
Source: RefSeq, a predicted model, not a curated record